This is a messenger RNA of Salmo salar (Atlantic salmon), 5873 nucleotides long. RefSeq names its product elongation factor for RNA polymerase II 2 (gene ell2). Gene Ontology annotation, biological process: positive regulation of transcription elongation by RNA polymerase II; transcription elongation by RNA polymerase II; snRNA transcription by RNA polymerase II. NCBI's taxonomy places the organism in Eukaryota, Metazoa, Chordata, Actinopteri, Salmoniformes, Salmonidae. Gene Ontology annotation, molecular function: cis-regulatory region sequence-specific DNA binding. Gene Ontology annotation, cellular component: transcription elongation factor complex. The record is from RefSeq and is a predicted model, not a curated record.
AGUUCUACAAUGACAAACUCUAGCAUUCAUACACUGAGGGACUGAAGUCUGAGGAGGGCUGAAAUUACAUAUGGUUAUUAGAGAGGAAAGAAAAAGUCAGUCCCAUCAGACAAAAAAAAACUAGAACAAGCCCUUGGGGGAGUCCCUCCCUUGAAUUUGUGCUAGGUGGAGUAACUAUAUGCUCGGACAUAAGACCAAGACGAUGGUAGAGGGUUGGUAAAGAUGGCGGCGCUCUCCGUAGAUGGGAGGUAUGGACUGAAUUGUGGCCGACGGAAUACAGACCAAGUCACCGUAUUGCACGUAAAAUUGACAGAGACAGCUUUCAGAGCUUUAGAAAGGUACCAAACCUCUAAGAAUGUAACGUCCUUGCGGCCAACAAUGCAAUUCAAGGGACUCCAAGGGCGUAUUAAGAUCCCAAGGACUGACUCUCCAGAUGGAUCUCAGAACUUUGACUUCUACCUGUCCAACGUGGGCAAGGACAACCCUCAGGGAAGCUUUGAGUGCAUCCAACAAUAUGUGUCCAGUUCGGGAACCCCCCACCUGGUGUCCUUGGGGGUGGUUCAAGACAAAGUCACGUUGUGUGCCACUAACGACUCCUACCAGGUGACUCGGGAGCGCAUGACGCUGGCCGAGGAGGAUGGGACCAAAGUCCUCAAGCCUGGAGGCCAGUUCAAAGGUAAGAAAGUCCAGAUCCGCAAGCCAGCGCCGUCAGGCUCUGAACCAGUCGCAGAGCGCAAACGCUCCACCCCUAUCAACCCAGCCAAGACCAUCCGCAAGUGCCUUGCCAACAACCCGGUUUCCCAGCGCCCAUACCGUGACCGCCUUGUCCACCUGCUGGCGUUGCGCUCCUACAAGAAGCUGGAGCUACUGGCCAGGCUGCAGCGGGACGGGGUCAGUCAGAAGGACCGCAGCUCUCUUGGGAGCACCCUGCAACAAGUGGCCAACCUGAACCCCAAAGAUAACUCGUACACUCUGAAGGACUUUGUGUACCGUGAGGUGCAGAGGGACUGGCCGGGCUACUCUGAGGAUGACCGCGUUCAGGUCAAUGGGAUUCUGGCCCGGAAACUGGGCCUUCCCACUGAGCCGCUUUCCUCCAGCAGUCCUCCUAAAGAUGGCUUCCCAGGCUCCCCACAGAAGUGCCAGCCCGAGUUACCAAGUCACUUCACUGACCCCUUGAUGCCCAAGAAGCCCCGCAUUUCCCAUGUCACCAGCCAAGGGCCACCCGCCGCCCCCACCUCAUCCUCUAGAGAGCGUCGCAGCGCCACGAAGGGGGACAACAGCCACCACAGCGCCGCUGCCACCCCCAAACGCUCAUCUCUCCCAGCCAGGCCCACCACGGCUGGCCCGCCCCUCAACCACCACCCCCCUCCCUCCCAGCUGUCCAUUUCUCACCGCCGUCGUCUGUCUCAUCACCCUGGCCUGGGCUCCAACUCCAACUCGCCCAGCACGCCUGAGGGCCGUGGCACCCAGGACCUGCCCCUUGACCAGAGCUCAACCUGCCUGGACCCCUCCUCCUCACCGAUAGCCACCCCCAGCCCCCCAGGCAGGACCGCCGACCGCUAUGGCUCCGGCAUGCCGCCACCAGCCAGCUCCAGCCACCCAGCCCUCACCAUCUCCUCUUCAUCAUCCUCUUCCUCUACCAUUAUCCCCCCUCCCUCUCCCAGCAGAAGCAAGAAGUCAAAGAAGCACAAAGAGAAGGGCAGAGAGAAGGAGCGGUGUAGGGAGGGGCGCAGCAACACAUGCAAUGGCGUCAGCCCCCCAGAGGUACAGGUUGAGGACGGCCAAAGGCCCAGGAAGAGACACCGCGCCAAGGGGGAGGAAAGGCGAAGGCCAGUCAUUCCCGCCAAAAGCCCAGUCUGCUCGGACGAAGACAAAAAGAGGCCAGUCCACUCCACAGACUCCUCCCCCACUGUGAUGCCAGAUUACAUAUGUAAGUACAUGACAGUGGUGUCCAUUGACCAGAGGCAGACUUACAAGGACAACUUCAACGCCGAGUAUGAGGAGUACCGUAUCCUGCAUGCCCGUGUGGAGAAGAUCACACGCCACUUCACCCAGCUAGACGCUCGGUGCAGGAGGCUGCCGCCUGGCACCAAAGAGUACCAGGAGGUACAUGAAGACGUGGUGAAAGAGUACAGCAAAGUGAGACUACACAGCCCAAACUACCAGGUGGAGAAGCAGCGCUGCGAGUACCUGCACAACAAGCUGGCCCACAUCAAGCGCCUCAUCGCUGACUUUGACCAGCGCAGUUCCCAGUCCUGGAGCUAGAGCACCAGUUUCAAGACCACACAGUUUUAAGGUGGUUUAAGGGGUGUGCGGACCAAGGGGGUUCCAACUGGCUUUUAUUUAUUCAGACCCCCCUGUCUCUGCUCCCCCCCCCCUUCUCGUAAUGGUUUCUCCUGAAGCUCCUCUUCAAUUCUACAACACUGGUCUAGAGGAAGGGAACUACAUGCGUGUGGGGGGUAGGGGGUAUACUUAAUACUUCUAGCCUAUGAAGGACUUUAUCCAAAAAAUGCAACUUAUUUUUGAAAGCAGAGAAAAUAUUAUACUUGUAUUUAAGUAAAAAAAAAAAAAAGAGGGAGAUGUAUUUAUUUUGGACUGUUCAGAUGUGUGUGUGGUCCACACAUGAUUUAUUGUUUAAAAAGUUUAUAUUUUCCGAAAGCAAUGCAAAAAAACAUGGGCCUUAUGUGUUUGACUUUCUGAAGCCAUUUUGCACACGAGGAGAUCCCGAGUGGCGCAGCGGUCUAAGACACUGCAUCUCAGUGCUAGAGGCGUCAAUACAGACACCCUGGUUCAAAUCUAGGCUGUAUUGCAACCGGCCGUGAUUGAGAGUCCCAUAGGGCGGCGCACAAUUGGCCCAGCGUCGUCCGGGUUUGGCCGGUGUAAGCCGUCAUUGUAAAUAAGAAUUUGCUAUUAACUGACUUGCCUAGUUAAAAAAAAAAAAAUCCAAUGUAUCAUCCCAAUUGUCAGAAGUUGCUUAUCAUCCCCUCACCCUCUUCCUUCAUGAUGAAGUAGAUGGAGAGGAAUCCACUUUAGACCAUUGAGACGCAACACCAAUAUGUGUGUAUGGGUUAUAAGGGCCAUGGGGGGGUUAAAUUUAGGAGUAUCGUCCCCUGAUAGCAGGGGGGUGCUACCCUGUGCAACAUCAGUGUUUCUGCUCUCUGUGCAAAAGGGUGCCUUAAGGUGUUAGUUUACAUGGGAGAAUUACAACCACCUGGCUACAGGUCUCACACACACCAGCAUGAAGUGUGUGUGUCUGUCUGGGAGGGGGGGGGGUGUCAAAGAGGAAAUACUAAGGUCAGGGAGGUUUGUGGGUGAAUGUGUAAAAUGGGGGGAGUAAGAGAUUGGGGGGGGGACACGUGGGGAGGUGAGAAAAUAGCAAGGUUUCCAUCUAAUUCAUGACCGAUUUUUAAUGCAAAUAUUCUAAAAUCGUCAUUUUCCCACUAGACAUGUUGCGGAUAAAAGUGAGGACGUAGAGCACAUUAAAAAAAAUACAAGUUAAAUUGGUUUUCAUCGCAUUUUCAACUACUGAUGGUUUUGUCAGAGAAAUGUUGCAUUUAUAUAGUGAAUGUGCCCAGUGGCAUGUGCGCUCUAGCCAACAGCUCGCAGGUACAGUGCUAGUAGGCUACCUACAUGAGAGCGAUUUUAUUAUUUUUAUUUGUCAAACGGCAGCCAAGCAUCGAUCAUUAUGUUACUAGAAUAAGACCCUCAAUAUUUAUUGGGAAAGAGCAUCAAGCUCAUCACUGCACUUUCACCACCCUGUGAAGUAAAUACCUUAUUUAAUCUGUAGCAUAAACUGUAUGCUUUGCCGAGGUGUAGUGGGAGGACCACAUGAUAUGAUUGCGUGACUCCCAGGUUUACAUUGACAUGAUGGUUAUUAUAUCAAUAUUUGUGCAUAAAGGCAACCGCCAUUUCUCGCACCAUUAAUUUUAUUGAACCAAAAAGAUCCCACCUUGUCUAGCGUAUUUUGUUUUGUUGACAUUUGGAAAGUUGACCGACAAAUACGUUGUGGGAUAGAAAACAGGUUAAUGAAAAAGGGGACAAAAAGCUGCUGUAGCCUUUUUAUUUAUUUUUUUGACUAGCCAGAGCACUCAGGAUCAACCUGGCUAAAGUUAGUGUUCUUAAUUGGGGGGCUGUUCUAGAGUAGCUAAUCUCUGGAAGGACUAGAGCGUUGCCUCACCAGUUUAUUUAAAGGAAAACAGGCUGUUCUGUUUGAUAAAUGAAUGCAUCUACCAGAGGACAAAUCUGUAUUACGAAGACAAAUGUAUUAUUUUCUCCUUGAUUCCAGUUUUGUCAGUGCAGCAGAACUAUGGAAGAAGUGCGAAUAGCAUUUCUGUUUUAGUUUUUGAAUUCAACUCAUGCUGAUUUAGUUUGACAGACAUGAAUGCAUGGGAUUGAGGGUGAAAAUCAACAUCUUUAUUUCAUGAUAUCAUUAAUAAACAAGGUCUUGAGCUCAAGGGAAAUAUUAUGUUUACAAACCUGUGUUAGAAUGUUUGUCCCCCAAAAAUGAAAUGCUGUUCUGGUAUAUAUCUACAUACUGGUUCGGUCUUUAUUUAUGAGACACUGAUACUGGAGACAGGAUAUAAAAUGUGUUCCCUGGAAGAUGACAUUUUAUGUUUUGGGGUAGCGUUCUAGUACUUAUAUGAAAUGUGAACUUUUUUUCUCUCUGCUUUCCAAGUGGGGGGGAAAGGAACAAAACCAAAAUUGUAAGUAAGAAACUGAACAUUAUGCACUCUUGCUACAGUAUGAUAUAAGGUCUGAUAGUACUGUCGUAAUAUGAUUGGGGCUUCUGUUGGAUGGGUCUCUGCAGCAGACGUAGUGUCACUUUUUGAAACGGGAAGGCCCUCUUCAGUCACAAUUCAAACUAUAUUCCAGUGUUACUACAUUUCAGUUUGAAAGUCAAGCUCUGCAAGGACCAUGAGCUCAACAUGCUUUAGAGGGAUUUGUAGACAUGAAAAAUACUUAUUUGGAGAUCUCUGAAGCAUCUUGACACUCAUGAGUCCCAGCAGACUACUACAGUACAGGGUCCACUCCCAGCAAAAUGGUGACUUUGUUGGAGCUUCACUCAAAUAACUUGAGUGAACGGCUCGGUUUUCUUUUUUGAAUUUUUAAUGCUGGGCUACACACAAGUCCCAUGGUCUAGUCCGUCUCACUGCUUCCUCCUCUUAAAGACGGCUCAGAAAACGCAGCAGCGUUGCUACUAACAGUGCGUUUGCACUAGGAAGCGGCAUUGCGUGUGGAAACAUUGGAAGCCAUUCACUCUCAAUGGAAGGAAAGCAAGAGAAGCUUAGUGGGCAGGGGGACCGAGCUAUAAAGGGUGGUACUGAAGUUGGGGAAAGCUGAACUUCUAUUCUAAUUCUCUGCAAUAUCGUGACACAUAAUGACCAAUCGAAGCGUACCGUAGCUUCCAAACCCUACUGGAUUGGCUGACAAUGGCUGUUUUAUACAUUGCACGAACUAGCUUGCUUGUUAGCACCCACAUGAGGGUGAGGCUAGCGUGGCCAGGCGCUAAUCGUUCUCAUGACGGCUUGGGGAGAGGCUGUCCUCUCCGCGACCCUGCAGGCUAAUACCAGCAUCAGCCAAUUGACUGGUCAAAGGACAUUCAUUUGAUGGGGGUCUUAGCAGACUGCCAUGUUAAGUGACUCAUCAGAACUGCUGGAAGGACGGAGGGAGCAGAAGCGGAUGAUUUUUUUUUGGGGGGGGCGGGGUUUAGCAGUCUUACUGAGAAGUUGAAAAGGGCAAACAAGUGUUUUAAAAGACAUCUCAAUGUUUUGGUGUGAAUGAUGACUCAGAACUGUAUGGAUUGUGAAGGAGUACUGAACCUGCCCACCUGAAAAAUGCAUUAAAUCUGUAAAAUAAAAGUCAACUUGGCUUUA